UCAGGCUGAAAACAGUGAAGAUGCUGGAGAAGGUGAGGAGUUGGUGGCGGAACUUGAGGUUGCGAUUCCGCAGAGGAAAGGAGCCCCGCGACGACUCUCUUUCCGUCAAGGGUAUCCGCGAGAUCACCCUUCCGACGGAAAGCGAGGAGUCGGUGCGCGUUUCCUCGGUUCUGGUUUCCCUGCUGGGAGAUUCUCGGUUUGAGGAAGGGGGUGGCAAUAUUUUGCCAAGUUCGUCUGAUCACGGGGUCAGUACGGAUCUCUCAUCACUGCUGGUUCUGGCAGACACAUUCUUUGCCGAACCAGACGGGAUUGGUCCGGUCGACGGGAUGGAGUUCGGAGACGUGUUUCGUCUCUGGGACCUGCACAAUAGGGUGCAGGAAGAACUCCAUCGCCGGCCGUACGAUCCGUUUGGUGAUGAGUGGCAUUCGGAACCACCCGAAGAUUUGACGAAGUACGCGUUGUGGGACACUGUGCACUUCGCUAAACACGUGGUGGGCGAGAACCUCUUCGUUCUUCGCCACCCACGUGAGCCGGACGAGACGCCGGUGGAGAAGUUGCGCAGGCUCACCCACUUUCUGGUUGACUUUCCAGCCUAUAGAUUUCCCAGGUGCAAAUCGAAACCUGUGGAGCAAACCUUAAAUAGGCUGCUCACUUCAGCUCGGAGGCAGCGCAUUAUUGUUCCUUUAUGGUUUCGCAACCCCUAGCGAUGCCACCGACCGUGGAAGAGGAGGAGGAGGAAGAGAGACGAUUGGUUUAUUUUCUUUAUUUUAUUACUAACCUAGAUAUAAGACGGCAAGGGGUUUUUUAAUUUUUUUUCCCCUUGUUAUACUAACGCUAGUAAAUUAAGCUAAAGAGAUAAUACGAAGUAAGUUUUUGCAGACUAAUUAUUUUUUAUCAUCUCUUUAGUUUAAUUUAUUUUCAUUAGCCUUUAAGUACUAACCUAGUUUUAAGACGGCAAGGGGUUUUUUAAUUUUUUUCCCCCUUGUUAUACUAACGCUUUACAUCCAAUCGCUAAAAUAACAACACCCCUCACGGUAACACACACGGUUCCAACAACAACACAGUCGUCGCAUCCAUCCACCCACUUUCCAUUCACAAGCUCUGUAAAUUACAUAACUGACA
This is a messenger RNA of Centruroides sculpturatus (bark scorpion), 1122 nucleotides long. RefSeq lists its product as uncharacterized. NCBI's taxonomy places the organism in Eukaryota, Metazoa, Arthropoda, Arachnida, Scorpiones, Buthidae. Bases 21 to 704 code for a protein of 227 amino acids. The transcript has 2 exons. The record is from RefSeq and is a predicted model, not a curated record.